Molecule: messenger RNA, 1107 nt
Organism: Enhydra lutris kenyoni (northern sea otter)
Lineage: Eukaryota; Metazoa; Chordata; Mammalia; Carnivora; Mustelidae
Product: basic proline-rich protein-like
Exons: 2
Coding region: 1-1107 (368 amino acids)
Source: RefSeq, a predicted model, not a curated record
AUGCUUUUUUCCGCUCAAAAACAAAACAAAAUUGGUACCUGGCAAACUCGGGGUUUUGUUCGAUUUGGGCCUAUUAAAUACCAGCGGGGCCCGCGGGGAGCGGGAGCCCGAGCCUCGCGCGCGGGCGACGCGGCCGGCGGGCGACCAUGCGCCUCUGGGUGCCCCCCGCUCGCCGCCCCCAGCUCCGCCCGGCGCCCCACGCCCUCCGGACGCGCAGCCGGAGGCGCGGGCCUGACCUGCGCAUUCCCACGCACCCCGGCCCGUUAUCCGAGCGGGCACUUCGGUGGGAGCCCCCGCGGCUCGUCCAGUGCCUUCCCGAAGCCCGCGCGGCCCCCCUCCCCUGCCUCCUGCGGGCUGCCCCGCCAAGCCCCUCCCCGGGGGCCCGCGUCCGGCGAGAGCUUCCCUCCGGCUCAGGUUCGCUCCGGGGACGGGAUAAGGUGUCAGCAAGGCGGCCAGACGCCUCCCGUAGGCGGGGGCGAAACCAGCCUGACCUCCUUUCAUCCUCCUCGCCCCCCCCCCCCACCGCCCGCGCGGGGCGCUCCCCUUCAGCGCCCCUCCCCGGCCCAAGACAGGGGGCGUCCCGGCAGGAGGCUGAAGGGGGCGCAGCCGGCGCUCGGAGGGGAUCCGGGGUCUGGAUCACACUUCAACUUGGCAGGGCUGGGGCUCCGGGCGACGGACGGGGCGGCGGGAGGCAUGACGGGAAAUUCCUGGGCACGGGCAGCCGAGUCCAAAUAUGAGCAUGGGAGACGAGCGAGGGAGGACCGCGGAGCGCGCCCGCCGCGGACGGGGCGGCUGCCUGGCCUCGGCGGCCGCCAACUCCCUCCUCCUCUAAAUCCUCCUCCUCCACAGCCGCCGCGAAGCUGCCGGCCGCGAGCGCGAGCAAAAGGUGGAAUCUCUCCGCCAGGGAGCAUCCCUCUCCGGGGUGGAGGCCCAAGAGCAGAGCCUAGCAUCCCACCCAGGUCCCACCUAAGACCCCUGAGCAGGGUAGAGAAGAGAGAAACCACCACGGGGAGACCAGACAGCGAGCGGAGGACGCGAGGGAAGACGCCUAAGGAGCUUGAGGAGACUCCCGCUGUGCCCCCGAUCACUGGAGAGCUUUGGUCAUGA